Myotis lucifugus (little brown bat) is the source of this 1730-nucleotide messenger RNA. It is a transcript of the gene FAM151A, whose product is annotated as family with sequence similarity 151 member A. Bases 58 to 1704 code for a protein of 548 amino acids. The record is from RefSeq and is a predicted model, not a curated record. The transcript is spliced from 7 exons. NCBI's taxonomy places the organism in Eukaryota, Metazoa, Chordata, Mammalia, Chiroptera, Vespertilionidae.
AGCACUUGGGACUCUGGGCCGCGAGGAGUUGGGAGACACUCUCCAGAGAGGGCUGCCAUGGCCUGCAAGAAGUGCUCAAACAAGUGGAGCCUCGCCGGCGUUGCCAGUGUGAUCCUCGUGUGUGCCAUCGGAUUGGUCCUGGGCUACAUGAUGCUGGGGGUCAGCCAGCCAGGCUGUAAGGAGGAUGCAGUUUGUCGCCCAGAUGCAGACAUGCUGGACUACUUGCUGAGCCUGGGCCAGAUCAGCCAGCGGGAUGGCCUGUUGGUCACCUGGUACCAUGCUGCCAACAGCCAGAAGGACAUGAGGGCUGCCCUGGAAACAUGGGAAGCCAGUUCCCCAAGCCCUCGGCCUCCUCCCGCAGGUAUCAAGCUAGACUUUAAGAGCAUCAAGGCUGUGGGCCCUUCCCUGGACCUCCUGCGGAGACUGACAGAUGCUGGGAAAGUCCGGAGGCCUGUAUGGAUCAACGCCGACAUCCUGAAGGGCCCCAACGUGCCCAUCUCCAUCCAAGUCAAUGCCACACAGUUCCUGGCCUUGGUUCAGGAGAAGUAUCCUGAGGCCACCCUGUCUCCAGGCUGGACCACCCUCUACCUGCCCCUGUUCCCGAAAAGCACAUACACCCGAGCCAUGAUAGAGAAGAUGCAGGAGCUGGUGGGAGCGCUGCCGCAGAGGGUCACCUUCCCCGUGCGGGCUGUCAUGGUGCGGGCUGCCUGGCCCCAUUUCAGCUGGCUGCUGGGCCAGUCGGACAGGUACAGCCUGACACUGUGGCAGGGUGUCUCGGACCCCGUGUCAGUGGACGAUCUCCUCUACAUCCGGGACAACUGUGCCAACCACCAAAUCUACUAUGACCUCUUCGAGCCUGUCCUGUCGCAGUUCAAGCAGCUUGCAAUGAACGCCACACGGAAGCGAAGUUACUAUUCAGGAGGCAGUCUGAUCCCCCUUCUCCAGCUCCCCGGGGGCGACGCUCUGAGCGUGGAGUGGCAGGUUCCUGACAUCCGGGGCAAUGCAACAGCAGCCACAGUUCAACUCUCAGGAAAAGAAGGCAUGAUCCUGCUGAACGUCAGCCUCCAGGAGCCUGGCGCUGGAGACGCCGUGCCCGUCGUGUAUGCCUCGGGUGACUCUGCCCUGGCGCUGGAGUCGUGUCUGCUGCAGCUCGCCACACACCCUGGACGCUGGGGAGUCCAUUUGCUCAUAGCAGAGCCCAGUGCCCUUCGGCCAGCCCUGGCCAUGCUGGCCCACCUCUCCAACCUCAGUCUCCUCUCCCUGCCUGUGUGGGUGGAGGCCACAGUCUCCCAUGGGAGCUUUGCAGUGCCUGGCUACGUGCCCGGCAAGGAGCUGCUCACCGCUGUGGCUGAGGUUUUCCCCCACGUGACAGUGGCCCUGGGCUGGCCUGAGGAGGUACUGGACAGUGGCUACGAGGAGCAGCUGCUCACGGAUAUGCUGGAGCUGAGCAAGGGCCUCUGGCAGCCUGUGUCCUUCCAGCUCCAGUCUGGGCCUCUGGGCCGGAGCAAGGCCGGGGUGGUGGCCAGGUUACUGGCAGCCUCCCCCAGGGCCACCGUCACAGUGCAGCACAGCCCUUGGGCGGGCAACUAUACAUCCGUGCGGGAAGGGCUGCUGGCGGCCAGGGCCGUGGACAAGACCCGGGUCUACUACGUGCUGCCCCAGAGUUAUCUCGAAGACCUGCUGGCAGAUGUUGGCAGAAACUGACGGCCCAGUGGUGCUGGACAGGAGGU